AUGUUCAACACUCAACAACAGUUCACCAUAAAAGCAGAGAAAAACAAAGAAUUUGACAAAUCAUGUCUCAUUGAUACGUUCAACGUUGGAAGUGGAAACAUAGCGGAUUGUCUGGAGCACUGCUUGGAGAACUGUCGGUGUCAGUCGUUUCAAAUUCGUCAAAAUACUGAAUGUCAACUGUGUUCAAGUCACAAGAAAGAGAAUAGUUCAUUGCUUCAUGACAAAGAUGACUGCGUCUAUGCUAUGUACGAAAUGCGACAUUUGACAGAAACGUUUCAGGUAAUGCAUGUAACUACAGGUCAAUUUAAGAAGUAACAAUUUACAUUUGUCAUAUUUUUGAGAUAUUUCAAUGUGUUUCCUGUGUAACUCACAUGCAUACUGUAUAUUCCGAUAUUUUCUUCUUAAUAUUCACGUUGCAGCCGCACAAUUUUGUUUUAUUUUAUCUUCUUAGAAACUGGAGGGCCAAUGUUCAGGCAUGAGUUGUUCAAUGAAGUACAACUGUUGUCAGCAAUCAGAUCUCUGUCCCAACAACAAAAUAUGUAAACCAAUCAACUCCCAGGAACAGCUGUGGAAACGUUUUACCUGCGAAUGCCCGGAGGGUUACCAUGGAGACAACUGUGACCAGCCAAUCACGUCAUGCCAAGAAUAUGGCCGAGGCUCCCGGAAAUCGGGCAUGUACAAAGUAGUGGAUUCUGUCGGAGACCCAUUAUAUGAAGUAUAUUGUCAUUUUGAUUCUGAUGGUGCUUGGACUUUGGUGCAUUCUUGCAGUUUUGCCAAUGCCAAUGGAUCUGAUAGUCAGUUUAAAAAAUCUUUAUCUGACAAUUUCGCUGUCGGAGAAAAUGGUCUAGAAUGGAGUGGUUAUCGACUUAGGAAAACAAGAAUGGAAUCUAUCAAAGAGAGUUCAACUUUCCUGCAGUUUACCUGUGACUAUGAAAAACACCGUGAUAUGGAAAAAUUGGACUAUGUUCAAAUUCGGCUUGGAAAUAUAAGCCAGGAUGUGCUUGAACUAAACAACAAUCAUACCUCCUAUGUUACUAUUGGCGAAGGACAUGGUAAAAUUGGAGGAUAUGAUUUAAAUGGUUGUCAAGUUAAGCUUCAUCAGAGACCGAAAAGGCCAUUGCAUGUCCAUAUUAGGCAUAGUAUUCCUGACGGUAAAUGUAAGGUCAGUGCCAACGAUUCGUCUUGUACAAACGGUGACAAGUAUUUUGACAACUAUGCUUCUCCUUCUGAUUGUGUUAAAAAAGUACAUCGUUGUGUGCAGAAUGCUAAUUCUACGACGCAGCUUUGGUUUGGCAUGCGUGAGGUACGAAAUGAUACAUCCAGUCUUGGCAGUUCCGGUGGCUCUUCUGGUUCUUAG
This is a messenger RNA of Paramuricea clavata, 1357 nucleotides long. The record is from the annotation of a GenBank genome assembly. NCBI's taxonomy places the organism in Eukaryota, Metazoa, Cnidaria, Anthozoa, Malacalcyonacea, Plexauridae.